AUGGGAUGCUCUAUCCAAAAAAAGGAAUCAAAUUAAUCUUAGUUAAAGAUGUCCAAAGAAAAGUCUUUAUCAAAAUUGUUAUCAAAUGAUGAUCAAUCUAAACAAUAGAUUACAAACUCACCUCCAACUUGUUCAAAACCUCCUUCUCCUCAAUCAGAUUCUAAAUCUUUAACCUAAUAAUAGUAAAUAAAGAUCUAAGAAGUUAUUUUUAACAAAAAAAGAAACUAAAAAUUAACAACCCUGUUGAAAUGUGAAGAACAAUACAAAUUUUAAAAAACUUUGAUUGGAUUAAUCAAAAGUUGA
This is a messenger RNA of Paramecium pentaurelia, 303 nucleotides long. The record is from the annotation of a GenBank genome assembly. NCBI's taxonomy places the organism in Eukaryota, Ciliophora, Oligohymenophorea, Peniculida, Parameciidae.